Strigops habroptila (Kakapo) is the source of this 1754-nucleotide messenger RNA. RefSeq names its product neuraminidase 2 (gene NEU2). Gene Ontology annotation, cellular component: cytoplasm; lysosome; membrane. Bases 432 to 1580 code for a protein of 382 amino acids. The record is from RefSeq and is a predicted model, not a curated record. NCBI's taxonomy places the organism in Eukaryota, Metazoa, Chordata, Aves, Psittaciformes, Psittacidae. Gene Ontology annotation, molecular function: exo-alpha-sialidase activity. The transcript is spliced from 5 exons. Gene Ontology annotation, biological process: oligosaccharide catabolic process; ganglioside catabolic process.
CCACCCAAAUCCCCUCAGCGCCUUCUCGAGCCGCCUCAGAACCCCCUGGGGCUCUCCCCGCUAAAUCGCCACAGAGCCACCUCAGACCCUCCUCAGGAAUGAAACCCCGAGAUGGAGGAAUGUAACUGGGAAACUCAGCCUAAUCCCUCCUGCUGAGAACUGCACCCCUGGUUACCCCACAGGAUUGACCGCUAUCCUCCUCUCCUCCUCUGGCAGGGCUUUGCACCCGCUCAGUCAUCUCCCCCGUCUCCCCUUCCUUAGCGUUGCUACUUCCAUAAGGAUAUAUUGUCUCGCUUAAGCACAGUUUUUAGAAAUUAGACCUCCUCUUCGAGAAACUAAAAAGAGAAGAAGCAGUCCAGCAGAUCUUAUUCAGGAAAAAUUCCCCAAACCCUUCCAGUCAGUGGGAGUUUCACACCAAGAAAGGCCACAAGAUGAGCACAAUGGCUUCAUUUCCUGUCUUGAAGCCAGAGACGUUGUUCCGGAAUGGUACCUGGAGCUAUCGAAUUCCAGCCCUGCUCUACCUGCCACGGUUCAGCAUCAUCCUGGCGUUCGCUGAGGAACGGGAGGAUGUGGUGGAUGAACAUGCCAAGCUAAUAGCAAUGCGCAGGGGCACGUAUGACCCAGCCACGCACCACGUGCAGUGGAGUAGCAUGGAGACCGUUGUCAGUGCGCAGCUGAAAGACCACCGAUCUAUGAACCCUUGUCCUGUUUAUGAUGAGGUCUCAAGGAAACUGAUCCUGUUCUUCAUAGCUGUCCCAGGAAAGAUCUCUGAGCAGCAUCAGCUCAGGACAAAGAUCAACCUGGUACGUCUCUGCUAUGUCACUAGCAUGGACCAAGGGCAGACCUGGAGUGCUGCCCAGGAUGUCACCAACAGUACCAUUAGCGCUGAGUACAAUAACUGGGCCACUUUUGCAGUGGGGCCAGGUCAUGGAUUACAAUUGCUCAACAAGGCCCGGAGCCUUGUGAUUCCUGCCUAUGCCUAUCGUAUCUUGCAUCCUAAACAACACCCCACCCCUCAUGCCUUCUGCUUCAUCAGCUCUGAUCAUGGGACAACGUGGAAGAUGGGGAACUUUGUCGGGGAGGAGAGCGCAGUGGAGUGCCAGGUCGCAGAGGUGCAUACCUGUGGCAGGAAGGUCCUCUACUGCAAUGCAAGGAGCAGCAGGGGAGCCAGAAUCCAGGCUGUCAGCUACAACCAUGGGGUGGACUUUGAGGGAGGCCAGCGGGUUGAAAUGCUGGUAGAACCUCCCUAUGGCUGUCACGGAAGUGUAACUGCCUUCCCACCUCCGCCUGGUGCCAUAUGCCAAGAUAGUUGGUUGCUCUACGCUCAUCCUACAGACCCAAAGGGUCGAAGAGAUUUGGGAGUUUACCUCAACAAAAGCCCUUUAAAUCCAGCACACUGGACAAAACCAAGCAUCCUCUUCAAGGGCCUGUGUGCCUAUUCGGAUCUGCAGUACAUGGGGGUUGGGCCAGAUGGCUCACCCUUGUUCUCCUGCCUCUUUGAAUAUGGGACCCACCAAGAAUGCGAAGAGAUAAUCUUUGUAAUGUUCACUUUGAAGCAAGCCUUUCCCUCAGAGUGCUGAGGCUCAAGCCUUUCCGUCAUCAACCCUCUGAAAACCACUUUUGCUGAUACUUCUUUGCACUGUCACUUCUCAUCUUUCAGCAAAAGGUUUUUUCUACUCCUCCUGCACUCUUAUUUUGGCGUUGGCUUGUGGCAUCUGUAGAUUGCAAAGUCUAUUAAACAUAGUAAAACCGAA